AUGGCCGAUGCAGUAGAAAGGACAGCUGAACUGGUCCGUGAUUAUCUCCUUUUUAGAGGAUUUACAAACACUCUAAAAUCCUUCGAUGCUGAGCUGAAACUAGAUAAAGAUAAGAAGUUUAGGGUUGAUAAGGUGCUGGAACAGCUGCUUCAAUCCAUCUGGAGUUAUGACCUCGCUGGAUUACGUAGCUACAUGGAGCACUUGGACAGACGAGUGUUCUCUCAUCUUGAAGCUAAUCAGGUGGCAAACGUCCGCAAGCUUGAAGUCAGUAUUCUCAGAUUGUUUGUAGUCAACGCUCUUCAAAAUAAUCGGCAAGACAAAGUCACCGAGUUCUUUGAGAAGAUGUGUAGUGAGAUACAAAACCAAGCAGAAUGGAAAGAGUGGUUCGCGUUGCCUUUCUUGAAGACUCCUGAGCAGAGUUCCACCUUUGAGCUGUAUUUUAGCAAACAGUGGCAGGAGACCUUGACCAUUUCCCUUCACAACUUCUUCAGCAUUAUCUUCCAGUCAAUGCCUCUGCCAGCUUUGCUGAACUUUGACGCUGAACAGCAGAGAAUGAACGACUUACAAGAUACCAAUGCACUCCUUAAGAAACAGCUUUUAAUAUUGGAGCACUCUGAAAAGGAGAAAACAAUCGGUUCGGUAAAGGAAUCUGAAGACAACGUGCAAGUCAUGGAUGACUUUGCUGCCCUACCAACGAUAAUUGACAGUAAAGACCCUCAGUCCAAACUCAAUAAAGGAAGUAUCUCCAAGAAGACGGUUUCACCAGGGGCAGCACGUCGUCUCAUAGGCAGCUCAACACCAGGGGCUGCUCGGAGAGCUCUGCCUGCCUUCUUAGGGGGCGCUAGAGAUAAGGAAUCCACUCAGGUUACCAAAGGGAAGGAGAUCCCAGCUGGCAAGAGGAUAGAGGCCUCCCAGGUACCUUCAGUUGGUACCCCAGCUCAGAGUUCCAUUGUCCAAUCCAGUCAGCAGCAGCAGCAGCAGCAGCAGCAGCGCCAACUCAAAUCCCAACAAAUCCAGAUCGCCCAGCAGCAGAGGCGAGAGCUCUUAAACCAGUCAAACCAAGUGAAAGCAUCGCAACGGAUACAGUCGCAGUCCAGUGUGGAGGAGUACGGCUUGUCGGAGACAGUCUCAUGGAAGCAAGCGACCAAGGGUAGCUUCGGAUCCUCCAUGCCGCUAGUCCCAGAGCCCCUUCAGCAGGAUGCUGCGUCGAGGAAAGAGCCGGAAGUAGUCUCACCCAGGAUUUCAUCAACAGCUGGUGAGACAACGGAGCAUAAAGCAUCUGCACCAACUAAAGCAUUCACAGAUUACGAAGGUGGAGCGCCAUUCCUUGUGCUCAGUCAAGAUGAAUACACAGAGCAUCAUUCCUGCAUCACAGCCUGCAAGUUCAAUCCUUCGGCUACUACUGUAGCUAGUGUAGAUACAGACGGUGUUGUCAAAGUGUGGAAAUUUGCACCUUCGCCAAUGACGACUGCUACAAUCAUGUUCAAAUCACCCGUACUCUCAAUAGAAUGGGCUUCCAAAUCAGAUCGCCUGUUAUUAUUGGGGAGCUCAAGCGGCACUGUCAAGGUCUAUGACACAGAAAUGAAGAAGCCACUGUUUGACAUCGAAACAGAUUCUGCGCAUCCAAGGGUUGUGUCACUAUGCUGCAGUCCUAAUGGAUCAACCUUCAUAUGCUCAGUGGGGAGUACAUCUCAACUACAGCCAUCAGGUCUUCCCGCUACAGCUCUGUCCUCAAGACUAUUACUUUGUGACAUCAAACAAAUGAAAGUAUUGAAUGAACUUGCCAUGACUACAAACUCAGGUUGCGUUAACUGUAUGGCGUUCAAUCACAAUGGACACCUUUUGGUAACCGGGGCUGCGGACGGCAUGAUCAGGAUUUUUGAUAUGCAACGAGCUGAGAGUCUGCUGAGUUGGCAUGCACACUCUGGUCAGGUUUACGCAGCCCAGUUCAGCUUGGACGAGACGUCUGUUCUUAGUAUGGGAUCAGACAACAAGUUUACACAGUGGAGCAUAAACCGAGUGGGUGAGAAACUUCAGCAGCUGCUAAUCCACGAUGGGGCGACAGGGCCAUUUGUUAUGUCAGGUUUUGGCGGUUACAAACAACAACAGGCACCACGGGCCAAACUGUUCGCAUUCGAUAGCACCGGUACCCAUGUGCUGACCUGUGCUCCGUAUGGUGGUAUCAUUUAUAAGCUUCACAGAGAGCAAGGGGCCUUGAGACUCUUGACAAUCCUUGGACAUCGGACACCCGUUGUGAGCGUUGACUGGUGUACGUCGGUGAAUACCGGUAUGUGCCUAACAGGGUCUAUGGACGGUCGUGUACAAGUCACUACAUUACUCACUCAGUAACGGUACCAAAGACAUUUGCCAGUAAUUUAGAGCCAAAUAAGUAAUCUAUUCUGAAGAGCAUAAAUUUCCCGAUAUUUGAUACAUUUUUUCGAAGAGCAUCGACUGAAAUAUUGAUAAUUUUUAAAGAAGCAGUAGUUUUUAUUUUGUAGUUAUUUUUAUGCCCUGCAGUAAGUGAAGCCACUAAGGGUUGAAUACCCUAUCCGACAUGUUCUUUUGUUGGUGUGGAUGUGUGUGUGUGUGCAAUCAUAGUCUGAGCGAUAAACUCAAGAACGACAUGGCUUAUCAACUCCAAACUUGUUUCCUUGAUUGGCUAGUUCAGUAGCUUAUUUUUUGUGUGGCUCCCCUCAGUCAAGGCAAUUAUGGCUAAAAGUAUAGAAAUGUUUUCCCAGUGUGUGUGGAUUGGUCUGUGGAUUGGUCUUUGGACUGUUCUUGGGACUGAUCUUGGAUCAGUUACAUCAAUUGUCAAGAAAGGUGCACUCUUUCCUGUCACAGUCAGUCAAAGACUUUCGCCAGCUGUGACAAUCCAAUGUUCUCUUCAGGCAGCCCUGAUCUGACGCUGUUCCUUGAGACUCCCUGACUGCGAGUCUUGCAUGUCCCGUGUAAUGCAACUUAAUAGCCUUUGCUGAUGUUUGCAUCUGGUUGCCAUCUUGCCUAAGGCAUUGUAGUGUAGAGCUCUCGCUGAGCCUAAGCAUGGGACUACCAUCCCUACUUGUAGAUGCAAACUCAUAGGAGAUCAUGUUGGCUUAGUUGUACCCGACCUUGCCCA
This is a messenger RNA of Asterias rubens (European starfish), 3115 nucleotides long. RefSeq names its product WD repeat-containing protein 91-like. Gene Ontology annotation, molecular function: protein binding; phosphatidylinositol 3-kinase regulator activity. The coding region runs from base 1 to 2349 and encodes 782 amino acids. The record is from RefSeq and is a predicted model, not a curated record. Gene Ontology annotation, biological process: early endosome to late endosome transport. The transcript is spliced from 16 exons. Gene Ontology annotation, cellular component: late endosome membrane; extrinsic component of endosome membrane; early endosome membrane. Lineage: Eukaryota; Metazoa; Echinodermata; Asteroidea; Forcipulatida; Asteriidae.